Messenger RNA from Micromonas commoda, 1619 nucleotides. RefSeq lists its product with no specific name. Bases 4 to 1026 code for a protein of 340 amino acids. The record is from RefSeq and is a predicted model, not a curated record. The transcript has a single exon. Lineage: Eukaryota; Viridiplantae; Chlorophyta; Mamiellophyceae; Mamiellales; Mamiellaceae.
ACGAUGGGUACUCGAUUCCGCGCCCGGUUCGCCUUCUUGGCGGUGGCGCUCGUCGUCCUCGUCGCGGAGGCGCAGGCGCAGGCAGGAGAUGUCGACCCGGACGACAUCUUCACGCCCCCGCCGUCACCGCCCCCGCCCCCGCCGUCUCCCCCUCCUCCCUCCCCGCCCCCGCCGUCGCCGCCCCCGCCGAGCCCCCCGCCCGCGAUCGGCGCCAAUCGCGUUCCCAGCGCGGAUCUCGCCGAAUCCAACAUCUUCGGCGGCACGGAGGCGGACGGCGCGGACAGCGGAAGCACGUGCUGCAUGUGGUACAAGUGGUGCGACAACACCGCGGUGACCCAUCAGUGCAACGCCACCACCCUGGAGAACUGCUACAGAGCCGCGGGCGGCCGCGAUGCCCUGGACGGCACCGCGACCGAGCACUGCAGGGCGUGCGCAUUGUGCGACGACGCCGAUGGCGCCGCCGUGGACUCCUAUAAUAAGAACCUCAUCGCCCCCACCGACCCCUUCACGGCGAGCAAUAACUACCACGCGUGCUUCGACACGAGGAGGACGGUGAAGACGCAGUACUACAACGUCGAUCCGGGGAACAUGAACAUGUCCGCCGUGAAUACCCAGUACGCGCGACGGUACCUAAACCUCAACGAGACCGAGUUUAUCUACUGCAGCAAGGUCAACUUCAAGUGCAUGAAGCAGAAGGCGUCGGGAAGCUCCGAGUGUAAAGUGCGGAAAGGGGUCCGAGUGCCCAACCAGCACCACGCGCUCUUCGGGCGACUCUACGACUCCAGCCUCAAGGAUCCGAGACGGGGACCCGCGGCCGGGCGGCUCAUGCCGGGACACGGAAACUACGUGUUCUCCGCGGAACGCGACUACGACAAGGUGGCGGAGAUGCACGACAGGGAUCGCGCCCAAGACCACUCCGGGUACAGGUACCCUUACAAUGUAACCAAAUUCGACGGAGACGGCAUCCCGCCGAACAUGACCGUCCCGGCGCAGUACUCGCCGACGUCCGAUCCCAUCGGCAAGUGAUACGAGUCGUGUUAUAUCAUAUUAGAGAAGCAAACAAGACUGAUUCGCAUCGCGUCGCGGCGUGCUGAAAGUUGGGGCUCGCUCGAAGCACACAACCGAGUCACAUAUCCCUCUGCUCCGGCUUUUUGUCCGCGCGCCGGGCAGCCUCCUCGGCAGCCUUGGCCAUCUCCGACUUCGAUUCGGCGUACGUUUCGUCGUAGACCCUCCCGGCCUUCUUCUCCGCGGCGGGAGCCGGCGCUGCGGCCUCCUCCUCGACGGGAGCCGGCGCCGCGGCCUCGGGCUCGGGCUCCGCAACCUCCUCCUCCUCGACCACCUCCUCAACCUUUGCCUCCUCCUUCGCCGGCGCCGGCGCGGGGCGCGGGGGCGGCGCCAUCUCGGCGACGCUGGGCACCUUCACCUUGGGGACGCUCACCUCGGGCACAGACGGAGGCUCGAACGAACCCACGGCGCCCACCACGCCGGCCGCCGUCUCCUUAACAUCCUCAAAAAACGCCCACGGGGACUCGUAGCUCAGCAGCUUGGCGAGGAUGGUCAGCUCGAUGCCGAUGACGCCGGCGUACUCGAGCGCGGUCUUGUAGUUGUACGCCGCCGCC